AUGGGCCACACCAAGAAAUGGAUUUUCCAAGCCGUGCCUGGUUAUUUCGAGAGCCAUGCCGACAUAGCCAAGCAGUUGCCAAAUGAGAGAUUUAUCACGCAGCCACGUCUGGCUCUGCUAUCGCGUGAGUAUCCUACAGACACCGAGGAUAUGCGAAAUGACAAAGACUGGGAACGAUUCGCCAACCAUGUGAGGUCUCUGAAUCGAGAUGCCCCGGCCAAUGUCUCAUACAAGGUUUUGUACCUUACUCGUCACGGGUUUGGAUAUCACAACCAGAAGCAUAGGGAGGUGGGGACCGAGGCAUGGGAUAGCUAUUGGUCUUUGCUGAAAGGAGACGACAAGAUUACUUGGUUCGAUUCAUUCCUGAACAAGGAAGGAGUCCAACAGGCUGAGAAUCUUGGAGAGUUCUGGCGCCAUGGGGUGGCCGCUGAUGGCAUGCCAAUUCCACAAACGCUCUACACAAGCCCAUUGGCAAGGUGCCUCCAAACCACAGAAAUCGUAUUUUCCAGGCUGAUGAGGACCAAUGGCGCCCUGUUCUGUCCGGUCGUGAAGGAGCAAAUUCGUGAGCGCUUCACAGUUCAUACUUGUGACCUGAGAAGGCCGAGAACUUGGAUUGAGCAAAAUUAUCCAGGGUACACAAUUGAGGCUAACGUCACCGAAGAGGACCAAUUCUCGGGCCAAACACGAUGGGAAACCCGCGAUGAGCAUAAUGCGCGGAAGCAGGAAGCAUUAGAACAAAUAUUCUCGUCGGAUCAGAGCGAAUUUGUUUCAUUGACCGUUCACAGUUUUGCUAUUGAAGCAAUAUUAGAAGUGUGCAAUGGCGAAGAGUUUAGGGUCAGGGAAGGCACAUCGCUGGCCCUUCUUGUAAGAGGCGAGGAGUGCUCAGCACCAAUCGCGGAGGCAAACGGAAUCGAUGUUGCAGCCACCUUGAUUCCGAACUGA
Molecule: messenger RNA, 942 nt
Organism: Pochonia chlamydosporia 170
Lineage: Eukaryota; Fungi; Ascomycota; Sordariomycetes; Hypocreales; Clavicipitaceae
Product: phosphoglycerate mutase
Exons: 2
Coding region: 1-942 (313 amino acids)
Cellular component (GO): cytoplasm
Molecular function (GO): phosphatase activity
Source: RefSeq, a predicted model, not a curated record